This is a messenger RNA of Zalophus californianus (California sea lion), 15868 nucleotides long. It is a transcript of the gene HMBOX1, whose product is annotated as homeobox containing 1. Lineage: Eukaryota; Metazoa; Chordata; Mammalia; Carnivora; Otariidae. Gene Ontology annotation, molecular function: double-stranded telomeric DNA binding. The record is from RefSeq and is a predicted model, not a curated record. The coding region runs from base 343 to 1677 and encodes 444 amino acids. The transcript has 11 exons. Gene Ontology annotation, biological process: positive regulation of DNA-templated transcription. Gene Ontology annotation, cellular component: nucleus.
UGUUGAUAUCAAUAUGGCGGUUGUCAGCCAGACAAAGACAGUCAGUCUGAUGUGAUAGAGACAAGGGAGGUUUUCAGGGGGAGACUGGGAGAUAGGGGCCUCCCCUCCCCCUUCUCCUCUUCCUGCGCCGGCCUCAACCCCUCCCCAGUCCCCUCCCGACUGGCGCCCCACGCGGAAGACACCCCUCCCCCUCCCGCUUUCCCCUCCUCCCUGCCUCAGCCCUUCGUACUGGGACGUUGGGGAGGGGGCUGUGCCGGGCGGAGAGAACUCAGCAAGGAUUCUGAGAAUGGUUAAUAACGCUGAUCAUCUCUAGGAAGGAUAUUGAUUCACCUCAUGUAAAGUAUGCUCAGUUCCUUUCCAGUGGUUUUGCUGGAAACCAUGUCUCACUAUACAGAUGAACCCAGAUUUACCAUAGAGCAGAUAGAUCUGCUUCAGCGCCUUCGGCGUACUGGAAUGACUAAACAUGAAAUUCUCCACGCCUUGGAAACUUUGGACCGUCUUGAUCAAGAGCAUAGUGACAAGUUUGGAAGAAGGUCCAGCUAUGGAGGAAGUUCUUAUGGAAAUAGUACCAACAAUGUUCCAGCAUCUUCCUCUACAGCUACAGCUUCCACACAGACCCAGCAUUCUGGAAUGUCCCCAUCUCCUAGCAACAGUUAUGAUACCUCCCCACAGCCUUGCACUACUAAUCAAAAUGGGAGGGAGAAUAAUGAGCGAUUAUCCACGUCCAAUGGAAAGAUGUCACCCACUCGCUACCAUGCAAACAGCAUGGGUCAGAGGUCUUACAGUUUUGAAGCCUCAGAAGAGGACCUAGAUGUAGAUGAUAAAGUGGAGGAAUUAAUGAGGAGGGACAGCAGUGUGAUAAAAGAGGAAAUCAAAGCCUUUCUUGCCAAUCGGAGGAUUUCCCAAGCAGUUGUUGCACAGGUAACAGGUAUCAGUCAGAGCCGGAUCUCUCACUGGCUGUUGCAGCAGGGAUCAGACCUGAGUGAACAGAAGAAAAGAGCAUUUUACCGAUGGUAUCAACUUGAGAAGACAAACCCUGGGGCUACACUAAGUAUGAGACCAGCCCCCAUUCCAAUAGAGGACCCAGAGUGGAGACAAACACCUCCCCCAGUCUCUGCCACAUCUGGCACCUUCCGACUACGGCGAGGGAGUCGAUUUACCUGGAGAAAGGAGUGCCUGGCUGUCAUGGAAAGUUACUUCAAUGAGAAUCAAUACCCAGAUGAAGCUAAGAGAGAAGAAAUUGCCAAUGCUUGCAAUGCAGUUAUACAGAAGCCAGGCAAAAAACUGUCUGAUCUGGAACGAGUUACCUCCCUGAAAGUAUAUAAUUGGUUUGCUAACAGACGGAAGGAGAUCAAGAGGAGAGCCAAUAUUGAAGCAGCAAUCCUGGAGAGUCAUGGGAUAGAUGUACAGAGUCCAGGAGGCCAUUCCAACAGUGAUGAUGUUGACGGAAAUGACUACUCAGAGCAGGAUACUUGGCAAGUACGCAAUGGGGAGGAGGAGGAGGGAAGAAGUUCAGAGGGAGGCAGAGAAGCAGAGAAGGAUGACAGCACUAGCCAUAGUGACCACCAAGACCCCAUCUCAUUAGCUGUGGAAAUGGCAGCAGUCAACCACACUAUCUUGGCAUUGGCCCGACAAGGAGCCAACGAAAUCAAGACAGAGGCCCUGGAUGACGACUGAUCAGGGAGGGUUGAACAGGAGAAGUUAACUUAGUUUAGACGUAGCACCUUAGCAGACUUUCCUCGGUCCUUAACAUGUGUUCUUACAGUAUAACUUGCAGUUUCUUGUAUGUCAGUUAGCCGUUAGGGUCUUGUUCUGUGAAGAUGGCAUGGUGCCCUCAGCCUUUGCAUAUACUCUCUCAGUAUUAAUUCCCAGUAAAUAAUAACCAACCAACCAACCAAACUCCCUCUCCCAGCCCCCGAGGCUAGAAAAUCUUGCUGCUCUGUCUUAGCAUUCCAAGAAAGUGCUUCCAGGUAUUUAGAUAGCCCUCAGUUCUCCAAUAUUAGGCUACAUGUAAAACCUUGGGUACCUUUAGAUUCCUGUAACACUAGUCUGUACCCUUUUCCUUCCCCAAGACUGAUAGGAUGCAAGCUGAGGUAGUGUGGCCCAGGAUUGACAGACACCAUUUGGGGAGUAUCCACAGAGUAAAAGGAACACUAGAAUUCCCACUCAGCGUGGGAAUCAUUGAUUUCCAGCUGCAAUAAGCCGUGCCUCAUAAUAGUCACACUGUGGCUAGAUUAUACUUCUUUGGGUGCUGUGCUAAGAAUGUCCAUGGAAAAACUUGAUCUCAGAUUUUGGUUGACGUUUAACAUGCCUGACACAGACAUCCUUUCCUCUCACAAGCUGUGUGACUUAGUAGAUAAAAUACUGCCUUCUGCCUUUGGGACCAUGAUUCAAACAAACAAAAAGACAAAAAACAAAAGUCAUUAAAAAAAAAAAAAAACCCAGCUUGAGAGCAUUGGAAAAAAACAUGAGCUGAAUGUCUAAUGGAUGUUAAGUCCAGUUCUCAGAACCACUGUACGUUGCGUGGCACAGGUAUGUGCCUGCCGGGAAAAGUGCUGGAGGCAUCAUGGAAGCUGCUCUGCCUCCUGUUUGUGUUCCUUUUCCCUGCUACCAAAAAGUCUUUCAAGGAUGGAGCUAAGGUCACAAAUGAGUGAAUGAACUUCCAGUCUUUGUAUCCAUUAACUGAAGCCCCCUCAAUAUGAGAGGUUGAUAGAGGACUUUAGCGUGGGAUUAUGCUGGCUGACUAUCACAAAUGCAAAUACUUUCCUAAAUAGGAGCAGAAAAAAGCAGGGGACAAUUGCCACUUAUGUGGUGGGUCUUCGAGAUACAACGUGAUGUGACUGCUUUGGUGUUCUCUUUACUCUGUCCUUGUAGAGGUGUGAAAAGCUAUAUUGCUACAGGCAAUUUAUUUAAUAAUUGGAAGCCAUAUUGAUAAUGGAUGUGGUAAUAUUUGUAAAGUUUAAUCUACUUUAAGCGGCAGUAACUAAUGGAAUUUUUUUCCUUGAUCACAUAUGUAGCACUUUUGUUACUUUUUAAAGAUAUUUAUAUUUGAUAAAUCUUUUUUUCAUUUUGAGAACUCAAAAUACCAAACAGUGAACUUGCGUUAUAAAGUCACCCUGUGAUCACCUUGUCAUCUAGUAGCAAAAUGAUGAACUAUUCAUGCAUCAAAGAAAAUUACAUCUGCUGGCCUUGUAUGAAAAUGAUCUCUUGGCAUCCAGAUUAAAUGACACACUGUCACUGUGGGGAAGAGGAAACCGCCUUCGAUGUAGCAGCGUAGGGUGCGUCUGAAGGAGGCAUGACUGCUGUAUAUUUUCUGCCUCAUUCCAUCUCCUUUCUACGCAUGGUGGAGCCUUGUUUAAAGGGGGAUGUGGGGCUGGCUAUUAAACAGGGCUUCUGUCUUUUCGUCCAUUACCUAAGAACGAUUUCUAAGGUGGAAGGAAGGUGCCGUUUCCUUACCUCUUCACCCCUCAUCCCCCACCAAAUGUAUUCAGCCUAAAACCAUUGAGAGAGAGACUGACCUUCUUUGUUUUUCCCUUCCUUGUUAGGGAGAUAUUAAAUAUCCACCAGUUUUUAGCUGGUCUGACUCCACUUAAGGCACAUGCUGACGAGGUCUUCUCCGUAUCCGUUCAUCCUGCUUAGGCCAGUGUGUGGAAGCCUUCAAGAGGGCAUGAAGAUGCCACCUUAUAUGGGUCUGUGAUUUUAAAGAGCUGUGGGCAGGGACUGGGCCUGCUCUUGUUUGUGGAUUUCAGGCAGAUAAUGUAUAUACUUCCAGCUUCUAAGAACUGAAGUAAAAUGGGGUAGUCUUUUCUGUUUUACUGUAUUACUUGAACCAACAAAUUCAAGAGUAGCAUUUGUAAUUCUCAGGAAUGAUCCCCCUGCUCAUUUUCUUUCUUGGUGUGUUUGACUUUUUAUUUCAGUUAGGAGAUUAUGUUAUCUUUCUUUCCUUUUAUAUUACGUAGAAGAAAUAUAACAUAUUGUAUCUUUCCAUUUCGGUGGAAUUUUGUCUGCUUAAUCUCAGUUGACUCAGAAAGAAAAGAAGAGAGAAAACUAUCCUGUCUGACAAGCCACAUCCAUGAUUUAUUGUAAGGAGAUUAUUAUAAUUGAUAGCUUCUUUAUGAUGGUUGCUAGUAUCAUUUGUUCUUGCUGGUCUUUUUAAAGAAACAGACUCAAACUGUUAAGACAGCUGCAGUUUCUAAAGAAAUACAGUGAUUGCCAGAGAAGAGCUAAAAGGUUUCAUUGUUUUAAGGCCUUAAGAAAGGAAAAAGCUUCAGAGAAUAAAGGAGAGUCAGUAUCUAUGAAAGCAGUACUGGGCCCUAUCUGGCAACCUGGAAAAGGUGAAAGAACAUGUCUACCAGUGCAGGAUAGCCUAUAUUGGGUUCAGUAGGAACAGGAGGAAGGAAUCUUUCAUCCAGAAUUCUUCUUUUAAUUGAAGAAGACUGCUGGCCUGCUCCUAAGACGACCCGCUGCCUUACAUAUAACUUUUGCUUUUUUACCAAGAGCAAAAUGUAGUUCUUUGGGGCCUAGAUUUAAAUCUACCAUUGCUGGUUUGUUUUUUGUUUUGUUGGAGUUUGUUUGUAUUUUUUUUUUUUUUUUUGUCACCAGGUUGAAUUCUAUCUUGUCCAGGCUACUUUAGUUCUUAUAAUGGCAUAUGGAGUUGCCACUGUCUAAUUUGUAGUAUCUUUGGAUUGUCAAUUUGUUUUCUUAAGCUUUUUCAGGUUUGAUGGUAUUUAAAUAGAAACCCUAAACUGCUCUCUUACUGAAGGGAAAAGAGCCAGGCUCUAAAAAAAAUCACGUUCUGUGCUUUUUGGUUGUUAUGUCCCUCCUCUCUUACUCCAUACUGUACUUCCCUCAGGCCCCAGAGGAUUGUUUCAGGACUGCUUUUCCCUAGUGAGGAAGACUGAGGGUGGGGAUGGGGUACCUUGUCAGCAGUUCUUGUAACUUUUCUGUUAUUUUUUUUUUUAAAGACACUUGGAUUGAAUUCCUGUAGUCAAAUGGGUAAACUUCCUACUCCUCUUACAACACAGCCUUACAAAGGGACCUUCAAAAGAUGGACCAUCCUAGUGAGAUCUCUGCCUUGCUGUUGAUAACCCUAAUGUCGGAUGAAGGGCAGGGAAGGCAGCACAGUAUACUCUUAGCUGAGACCUUCUGGUGCCAGGCAGUACCAGCCAGACAUUUUGGUUUAUUUCAGGUUUAUUUCAGCAAAGCGUGUAAUUUUGAGUACCCCUUAGGGCAAUUUUCUUCACAGUCUCAGUCCUUUAAAGUGGUUGAUAAGUGUGGUCACCUUCCACCUACCUAGGGAGUCUGUCCAGUUCCUGCAAACUGUCCUUGGGUGGGACAGCCCCGCCCCCCACAUUCUCCUAUUAUUCCUUCACAGGAAGAAAGUUCCUGGAACAGGAAGACCCCUUUAAGAUACCUUUCACUCUAGCUCAGUAGAGGUGACCACCUAAAAAGAUGUGAGUGAGGAAGCAGCUCAUCACUACUGAAGUGUGCAAAUCCAAUACCCCAGUCCCUGGUAGAUUUAGGAUGGCAGGCAGUCUGGUAACCAGCAGCCACUGCUGGGGCCAGAUAUCCACAUAUAUUUUUUACCUCAAAGGGGACAACUCAUGAAGAACUCAUUCAUACACUUGUUUCAGUUCUCCCUGUUUGGCCUUUGUCUUUACAAACUUCCCUCCUGGAUUCCAACCAUCAGGCACCAGGUGUAAAUAGACUCAUUCCAUCAGGAAUCUCCAGUCACUUCGUCUCCCUCUGUGAACAGCUCCUCUUCCAUUUGCCUCUGGUCUCCAGUACUAAGGCCUCAUCUUGAGCUGACAUCUUUGCUGGGAUUUUUAUCUUCCACGGUAGGCAGAGUAGGUGGGUGUGGGCCAUCUCUUCACACAAACACUCCUCCCUGUCUUGCAGGCCAUCUUUUUGACCAGCCACAUAUUCCACUGACCAGCUGUAUUAUUUCUGCCCAUAACAGUGGAAAUAAUCCCUUCUUCAUACACGAUCCUCCCACCCCUGUCCUAAAAAUGUGAACUUCCAAGUCCUUACUCUCUUGGUCUUAAGAAGGGUUUGGGUAGAAGCAGUCUUCCCAUUUAACUUGUGGCUCUGCCUUUUAAAAUUGCUUUUUGUCUUUUCUUGUACAGAGAACAACCAGAGUAUUUUAUCCCCAAUGAGUCUCAACAGAUUCUUAGGCAAUAAUUUUUCUUGUUAUUGAUGAUCUUGUGCUCAGUAGCACUCUACACUGAAUAGUCCUGACCCUUCACAUUGUGCAUUGGUUUUCUGUGUUAAUCUCUGUCCGUGAUUUAAAUCUUAGGUCAGAGUGGUGAUAGAUUUUGUCAUUUUGUUGUUGUGAUUAUUAGUAAUGUUUUACUACUGUAUUCAUUGGGGCUGCAUUGAGACCAGCCAAAUCCAUUUAUAGCUUUACUGAGCCAGAUUUGUUUGUCAAGAUUUCCCAAGUGAAAGUUGGGCGCACUGACCAGCUCUGCUGGUGGCGUCUGUGUGGGGCAUAGGGGUGGGGUGGGGGAUGCACUGGGGCAGGGGUGGGAAUUACACAUUUGAAACAUUCCUUUUUGUGUGCUCUCUAAAUAGCAAGGAUGUUUACUCAGGAUUCUGGGAUCAGUUGUCAGCCAUAUUGCAUUUGGCUAACUGAGCUGCAUGCCCUGAAAACCUUCUUCCUGUUUCUUAAUUUCCGGACUGUCUAAUUUACAUUACUUCGUGACACCUAAGUUUUCCAGUUUGAAGGUAUUGCACCAUAAUGAGAACACGAGGUUUUCCCAGGGAGGCAACUGUGAGUGGUCAGGUAAUCCUAUAAGGAUUUCCCUGACUGUAGCCUGUUGUUAAGGCACAGGCCCUCUCUUUUCUGGCACCCCCGUCUCCUUCAUUAUAUGCUCUUCUUUUCAAAAGAUGACUAUCACUUAAGAGGAAAGAUUUCUUUACCAAUCUCAGGAGAACUCUACCCUACUGAGGUGGUGGGAAAGGCUUUUUAAAUACAUCAAGCCUAUAAGUCCCUUUUCUGAUUACAGAAUCUCCUAUCACAAACAGGUUAUGUUCAGAAAAGCUGUUCUUAAUUCUCUUUAUUUAUAAGCUAAAAGUGAUAAGCUACUGCUUUUGCCAUCUUAAAGGACCCAUCGAUGGUUGACUCACUUACUCUGAAGUGCAACUUUGUUCCUACCCGUGGAUGUUCAAAAGCUGGAAGUUCAUAAACUGUGAGGUUUCUGCAUCAGCUUCAUUAUUCUUUCUUGGUGGAUAUGAGAAGCGGCAGCAAAGAGAAAGCUAAUGAUCUGAGAAAUCCGGUUUCCUAUAACGUUGGUUUUCCUUUGUAAUUAAGAGGGGAAUAGAUAUGGUGGAGAAGAGAGGGAAACUCUGGCUGCACCAAAAGAUCUUACACCAUGUUCUUACCAUCACCCAAGGACCUUGAGGAUGUAGUAGAUGCCAUGGGUAACAAAUGUGCAGAUCACUGGAUUUCUUCUUUAGCAUGCUUCACAUGACACUUCGGGCCAAGCAGUGAGCAGUACUAAAUCAAGUCAAUUCCAUUCAAGUGAAGUCUAACUAGCAUUUUACACCACUGACUGCUAACCACCCACAUUCCACGCCCGUUAGCUCAUUAGCCAGCACAGCGCCCCAACAGCAAACAAGGAUGCAUCUGCAGGAGACUUUGCCUUGCUCUCCUGACGUCGUUUUUACUUGGCAAGUUUGGGGAUUGAUGUGGACAGCAGUACUGUGCCCUCCCGUGGGUGUCUGAGGCCCAUAGUGCAGUGCAUGGGGCAGCUGUCGAGAGUGUGUGGUCCAUGAGGGCUGCCGGACGCUGACCUGAGUAGGGCAUGUGCUCACAGCUCAGCUCCCAGUUCAGACAUCUCAGGGUGCCGCUCCCUUAACUCCAUUUGCAUUUUCUCUUUUAAUGAAAGUGGCUCUGUACAUCCAUAAUUAACUCUCAAAUUCACAUUGGUGUGCUGUGAUCAAAUGAAGGUUUGCCUGAAUCCUUUCAAAUUGUAACCAUGGUAAUUGAGGGGGGUGGCACAGAAUGAAUAUAUAAAAAUAUAAUGACAAUUGUUCUGAAUGACUGAGUGUCCUCCUGACAUGUAAUUAGCUGUUUUAGCAAGAUGUAGAUUGGCAUGGUCAUAAUUAAAAGGAUUUCUGUCCUUUAUGUGAUUGGAAAUGGCAGAGCUCCCAUUCCCUGUUCCCUUUUAGCACUAAUGCUCCCAAGAACAUUUGGAACAGCAACUCAGUAAACUAAAAUAAUGACAUGGUGUUCAUGUCCUCUCCUCAAUGAAAGAGAAGGAUUUGGAGUUAUUUCGGCUUCAAAAUGGAAGCCUUUGCUAUUGCUCCCCAUUUGACUUUUAUGGAAACCUCUGUCUCACAUCCAGUUUCAACCUGCUCCACCUUUGGCAGAAACUACGGUCAGAAUCCCAAGCUGAGUCAACCCCUGAAAGGCCUCCACCACUGUCUGACUUGCUAGCCAGCUAGCGUAUUGUGCACCUAACUUGAGGACAUUGACUGCUUAACAAGCUCCCGGGGGUUUUAAUUCUUACCCUGGUUACUUGGUAUUUCCAUUGUCAUCACCAUCAGAAAGUAUCAAGUGGGAAUUUACACAUUUUCCUCAUUGGAUCAUACGAUGUCCGGCUGACAUGACACAAACACAAACACAUAUGGGCUGUAAACAAUUCUGGGGCAUAAUUGGAGUACUGAUAUUCGCAAUGUCCUGAGGUUACUGGAUACACGUGCAUUCCCCCACACCGCUCUUAACACGGCAACCACCAGUUUCCUUGUAUCGGCAGCCUUUUCUUAGCCAGAGUUUUCCCCGUUCUGCUGAGUUGGUGGGAUUGUCGCCCUCGCCCUUCCAGGUCCACGUUCUCUUUCUCCCCCUUCCACUAUUCUUCCUUUCUCUUCAUCCACCUCGUCCCACCCACUGAGCGUUGGGUGGUCUGGACGCCUUGCGCAGUCUCCUGCCCAGGAUGUCUGCUCUUCUCCCCGCCGAGGCCUCCCACUGGACCGGAGCUGCUGUGUCUUGAUCUAGCCUUUCUCUAGAACAUGCUUUUGGUUUUUUCCCAUCACUUGCAGAAGUCUUCAUUCACUUAUAUCAAGAGUGCUUGGUAUAGACUUACGCAAAUAGCAGCACCCAGCAUAGUGCCAAGUGGCCCCUCCGGCUGCUUCAUUCCCGUGUGGCUCCCAGCUGUGCUCAUGAGCCUGGCCCAUGAGCCCUUUCUUCCUUCAGUGCUGAUACCCCAGGAUUGGUUAGUAACCACUGAGAGAACACGGCUCUUGCUUUUGUUCAUAUUUUGCUGCUCACCCUCCUACAGACCUUUACCCCUGUCCAUGCAUCAGAGGGGGCCCUAACCAAAUGCUAAACUUCAGUCGGAUGAAAAUGCUGACGUAGGCUGCGUCUCUAUGACCGUUCUCUCCCCGCUGUACACACACACACACACACACACACACACACACACACACACACACACACACACACACACACACACACACAGAUUUGGGAAAAGGUUCUGCCUUGGGUCCUUUAUUCUUGUUCCCCUCAAAAAUACCUCCAAAUAUAUAGCAGUUGGGCUAAAUCAGGAAAAAUGCCAGUAAAAGUUCUUACUCAGUGCUUCUCUUUCUAUAUGAUCUAAAAGGGACUUUCAGCCCCACCCCUAGCACGCCUGCUCUCACAACACACAUGCUGUCCUUGAGACUUCUCUGUGGGAUCCUGUCAGUCUUCUGACAGUUGGAAUGAUCGUGGAUUUAUGACCCCAAAGAGCAGAAUAUCCCGUCCCUUAUUCUCCCAGCUGCUGGAAGAUAACUGUCUUCAUUACAGUUGAGAAUCUGUCUUAAGAUUUGCAAUUCUGAGAACUGACUAGCUGAGUAUAAUUCUGUGAUUUGUGAGACGUGCAUUAAAACGGCCAGCAGAACAUUCUGAUUAUCUGCCUACAUUCAAAGAAAAUAGAAUUAUCACUGCAGUUAAAACCUUCUAACACAAUCUAUUUUAGGGAUCAAAGUAUUAGAUGUGCUGCUUAAGGAAUGGUGCUACUAAAAAAGAACUGGAGUUGGCAAGACAUCUCCCUCCCCAGGUGUUUCCAGAGUCCACUUCAGUGAUUCAAAACACCCUACACCAUAAAUGCCCGUACCACCAGCAGCCCCCACUAAAAAGAAAAAAGCAAAAAAGAAAGCCAACUCACCAAAAUCCACGAAAACAUAGGUAGUACUUACCCAUGAAAUACAUAUUUUUUGGAAGAAAACGCCAGAAGUUGCUCUUACAAGAAAACAGAGUAAAAAGAAAGCCAACUCACCAAAAUCCAUGAAAACAUGGGUAGUACUUACCCAUGACAUACAUAUUUUUUGGAAGAAAACGCCAGAAGUUGCUCUUACAAGAAAACAGAGUAAAGACGUCAUUCUAAAUCAUGAUGCAACAAGAGACAAACAUUCAGACCUCCUGAAGCAUUCAAAGCCCAUGAUAAUAGCAGCUGACAUUUACUGAGCAUGUACUGUGUGCCAGGCACUGUGCUGAGUGUUCUGUCUCGUUUAUUCUUGAAGAUUCACAGACUGCACACCUUAAUGGAGAAGAGUGAAAUCUCCAUUUGCUCCUUUCGUCUUGGUAGGAUGUUCAUUGGAGAAUGGACCACAGAGUCUGCCUGGCAUUGCUCUGAGUGAAACCACUGCAUUUAACCUGUUUCGUUUCCCCACGCGACCACGCUGGAGAAUUCCCAAUGCUAUCCUCUCUCCAUGCCCUUCAUUCCCUCUGAUACUGAACUAGUGUUACCGUGAUGAUCUAGACACAAGAGCAUCCCUUCCCCUUGGUCUUUCUCCUUGCUUAGUGACAGUGAUAGAAACGUAGUGUGACCUAAGGGAGGCUCUGCAGCUGUGAUGUGAAACCUCUUGUUUCAAGCAUCCUGUCUUCCGAAGGCAAAUAUGAGUUCCUGCCUCUUUGGGGAAAGAAACAGUAGGGCUGUCUCAUCUGUGUUUUGAGGAGAAGUAGAAUUUACUAGCACUUCCAGUUAGUUGAAGCAGAGAAUGUUAAAAAUCUCACACACUUCCUGUUUUCCCUCUGUUUAGCUCUUCGAGCAUCUUCGUAGUAAGAGCAUCUCUUACUUUUAGGCAUCCUGCUUCUGCACAGAAGUGUUUAGCUAAGCCAUUCCAGCUCAUUCUGCUCUCACGUCCAUCACGGUCACGAGAGGCAGUGGGCCUGAGCCAGUAGGAGGUUCUGGGACUCUGGUAUUUGUGUCUGCCCUGCGUGGAGACAGGUGCAGAUUUGGGCUCAGCAUAAGAACUUUCUAAUAACCACAGUCCGGCACAGGGGCAAGCUGCCUCGGGGUUCAGGUGGCAGCUCAGUGACUACUGUCAGGGGCACCAACUCCAAGCUGACCUGAGGACGGGACUGAAAUUCCAUGUUUCUCUCCCCCUCGCUUCUCCAGCUCUUUUCCUCUUGAAAAUAAGUGGUUCUCAGAGGCUGGCUGUCCCUCUCUCUUCUCAUCCACUCUGUCGUGUCCUGGGCAUCCUUGAAGCCCAAGCGAGUGGAAUCCGCCCCGGAGGAAAGCCCCAGUUGGAGUGGCCCCGUGAGCGGAUUCACCAGGUUGACUACUUGGGAUUGGUGGCCCCUGUAAUAGGUACCUUGUUUCAUUAGCUGGCUAAUGGGGUUUUUUGAUUAUCUAUUCCUCCCACCAAAAAAAAAAAAAGAAAACCCACCCUAAUGUGAAGGGAACAAGGUAUGUGUGCCUUCCGUUUAGCUAUUGAUCCAGAUCUGGCAUGACUGGUGGCAGUUGGGUGCCCCUGAAAUUUCGGAAUGGAAACAUUAACUCUGUCCUUGGGAAGCGCACGUGACUCUUAAUGAACCAGUACGCAUAGCAGAGAUGAGUCACAAGAUUUGUGUCGCCUUUAUAACUUUUCCAGCUUCCCAUCACUUCCAGGUCACGCUGAAAUUCAGUCUUGUUUUCUGGCUUCCUUUAAGCCCAGAAACCACUCCCCUUUUGUUGCUUGUCUGGAACUAAGAGCCCAGCAUAAAUUAAUGAGGGUCAUUUUUCCACUUCAUCAUUCGUUGAAGCUAUUAAACUGGAAGCAAAACGACAUUAGUUCUGUAUUAACGUAAACAGCAGCCGCUCUAGUGAUCCUACCCUCAACUCUUGUUUGUAUGCCAGAGUCCUAGGCCAGGUAGGCAGUGCACACAUUAGUAGAGCGGACUGAAUGAAGGUGAGAGCUCAGCCGUGGGCUCCUUUCAAGAGCAUUACUGUUAAUGAUUUGCCUUGAAAACCACAUUUCAGUAUGUUAGAGUCAGUGAGCCCCUUGAUCCUGCAUCUCUGAAAAUGGGCACCACGAAACCAAAACCAAAGUUCUUGGGGGCAAGGGUUGGAGGGUAGGGAGCUUCUCCCUUCAAGCAUCGGCAUCUCUGGCAAGGCUUUUCUAUACUGUUCACUGGUUUUGCCAGAACACUCCUUUCGAAAGGGCCUCUUCUUUCCUAGUAGUUUUUCUCACGCAGACAACAGAAAGCAGGCCCGUGCAGUCCUGUGGCUGUGAGUCUAGAGCAGGCUGUCCCGACUUCCCACACACCUGCUCUCCCCCGUCCAUUCGCCCUGGUCUGCAGAAACAGGAAAGAGAAAAGCCCCUGUUGGGCCCAGCCCUGGUUUCUUCACAUUCACCCAGGCUGCAAGGUGGGACAUUCCUCUCCAGAAGAUACCAAGAACAUCCUAGUUGCCUCCCCUGGAAGAGCCCACAGCCUUCUCUGAUUCCCCUGGGCUCCCCUCCCUCCCUUCCACGGCCAUAGUCACCGUUGGGUAUGCAGUACCUUCCAAGGAUACAUUUCUAGUUACGUUUUUUAAGUGCCUAAGCAAGUUACAGACCUCUGGGACCUGCCAGAGAGUCGGCCUGUGCCCUGCCCCCAUCCCUUCCCCACCCUGCACUUAGCCCCCAGGGGCGGGCGCAGAGAGCUGCCGCUCUCCAGGGUCCCUGGCGUUCUGCAGGCAGAACAACUGCAAGGGCAAGCUCGUGGGCAGGGCGACAUCGUCAUUGCCCCAUCAGGCUGGCUUUGUCACUCUUUCCUGUGCUGCUUUUUAGGGAUGUCUCUGUUGAUGCGGUUCCAGUCUCGGCUCCUCGAGAAUGUUAAGGAGCCUGCUUCGCGAGGUCUGCAGCUACUGAGUGGGGAAGAUAGGGGAGAGCAAGACAGCCGCAGAGCAGAAGUCAGUCUGUCCAUGUCCGCAGCUGGAAAGUGCAUCCAGAUCAAAGAGGGCAAAGAGUCAGAUAAUCAUAGUUAAAAACACAAUGAUUCAUUUGCCAUCAUUAAUCACUGGAACCCUGGCUGCCUCCCCCUGUCCUCUCUUCCGAGAUUUGAGGGGUCAGGGUGUCUGCUCACAGGGGCUCAGAAGGGCCAUCAUCGCGGGGGGUGAAGCAAGAUCAAAAGUGCGUCUUUGAAAAUGAGUGUGAGGUUAUUUGUUUGCUUCUUUUUUAAAGUAAUUGAAGUCUGACCUAAAUUCGGGGCCUUUAUUAAAUGUGGGUGUACGACGGAUUAUUUUGUGACUGCACUCUGUUCACAUCACGGCACUAAGCAGCGCUCAGAUGAUUUGUUGGUGCAUUAGAAAGUUUUUGCAAGAUGGACAAAUCCAUACCCAGGCACUUUAUUUUCAUUAAUAAUCCAGCGUUUUUGUUGAGACAAUGUAAUAACCCAAAUGGUGGGCAUUCACAUUGAACAGGUAUGGGCAGAUUUGCCAGAGGAAUCCUUUGGAUUUGGAUAGACAAGGGAGGCGGGUUAAUGAAAGUGAUCCAGUGGCAGACCGCUGCCGUGGUGGUGACGGUGCUGACGAGAGGGAGGCUGCCCUGGAGCAACCCGGAGUCGGCCGUGUGCUGCUGCUCGGUCCUGCGGAUGCUGGUGUUGACAGCUUCCCCGGGUGCUUGUCAGUUGUCCCAGAGGCGCGUGCGCGGGGACUGCACCAGCGCAGGGGACGGCAGUGCGGUGCAGCACGAGGCGGAGGAGGCCCGCCUGCUUCUCCAUUAACCGGACCCGAACACUCCGGCGGCCGCGCAGUGCUGGGGACUCGUUCCGGUGGCGGAACCACGUGCAGCUCUGUCUGCCUGUCCAUGGCAGGGGUGGGAACGAGCUGGCGCAGCUGGUUAUAUAAUGGAAAGUGAGUUUGACGGUCAUAAUCUGAUCAGAUACCAUGGACCAGAUGCCUUGGGACUGCCUGAAAGUCUUUAGUGUCCACCAAAUACUCGAGUAUCUGCGACGGGCUGUGUGGGGUCCCUGCCAGAUGGGUGUGGGGGCAGAGCGCCCUUUCCCUGCCUUGGCCGUCGUGUGUCUUAGUCUUUGUGUUUCCUUUUGGUGUCUCCUGGUCUCUGUCCCCCAUCUUGUGCACCAUGUGUCCCUGAGGGGAGUCGCACCUGUGUCUGAGUCUGCUGUAAGGUGUUCAGUCUACCUCAAGGGGUCAUCAUGGUCAACUCUGUCCCAUAGCAAUCCUCUGACAUCGCCACACACACUGGAAUGUAUAUCUGCCCCUGGCCCUGCCUUCCCUGUCAGUAACCUCCUGACCCCAUCUUUCCUGUAAUCACCACAAACUCCUAGUGCAAAUUGGAUGCUGCUUUAAAUGUGAAAACAAUUGUUCAAAAGCUAUAAAACCUGAAUGAAAGCUAAAGCUGAAUUUAUAAGCCUUGUUGCAUAUGAGCCAAAAGUGCAAAAAGCUCUAUAUAAUGAACUAACCUGCCACUCGUAUAAAUAUAAAUAUAUAUAAAUAUAUUAAAAUCAGACUGUUCUACAAAAUUGUGUAUUUGUAUUUUUGUGUACGUACAAUUUUCUGCUAAGCAGAAGGAGGAUGUAGUAUAGGAUGCUGUGAGAAGAGAUUUGGUUUAAUCCUAUUUCUUUGUUACUUAUUUUUGUUAACAUCAGAUGCCUGUCUUUGUCUUAUAUGUGUAUGACACUGUUUGGAAAGCUGCAGUAUCUCUCUUCCUUAGGUCCAGAGUCCAUUAGAGAAUGAAAUCUGGGGUUUAGAGAGUUGUCCAGGCCACCAAACAUGCAGAAGUGGACUGAGCUUGGCCCUCUCCUGCCCAGGAGCUGCUCGCGGUCCUGAGGCAGCAGUGAGGCAGGGCACUGGCCUCUGGGAAGCAGAAUCCCACUUCCAGAAAGCAACUUCGAAAACAAAAGAUUGUCAGAUCUCCCUAACAGAAAACUCCACCGGGUCCCUCAGGAGGAGAUGCAGGACCUCUCAGUUCUGGGCCAGAAGUCUGCCCAGAAAGUAGCAGGGGGCUCUGCCUGGCUCUAGUGCCCCGCUCACUGGCCGUCCCUGGGCUCUGUGUCCCUCUGCCUUUUUCAGACCAGGUUACCAAAAUGCCUCCCCUCUGCUGAGCUGCUGGCGCUUCAUCACCCAGACCUGCAGCCCCAGUUCCCUGGAGCAUCUCAGAACCCACUUUCCCGGUGCUAACACACAAGAGGGGGGUAAAGUGGCUGCCAGUAACGGCCAGAAACCAACCAUCUGAGAGGCCAGGCCGGAAGACAAGCUCUGUGCGCCCAGGGCGGUCGCCUUUCCCCGGGGAAGGCGUCCGGCGCCCCGCCCGGGCCCCACCCCCGCCGCCCGCCCACCUCUCAGCCCCACGGCAGUCCCUCUUGGCGUGAACCUUGUCUAGGGAGAGCGAUACUGCACCUUCACCUGUGGGACUCAUAUUUAUAACAAUGUGUAAUGACUGUAGCAAAAAGCCCUUGUUUCUAGAUGUAAAUGGUCAAAGAAACAAGUGCUCUAUUGUAUUGAUUAAAAUAGUUCAAAUGAGUCCUGUAUCAUUGUAUCUCCUAUUCUGGAUUAGUGCCUUUUGGACAGUAGACUGUUCUGUAAUUAAAAUGUAGUAUACUGCUUUUUUGUACAGUUUUGUUUUAAUAAAACUUUUUUUUAAUUUGUGUUUAUUUUAGUAUUGUACCUAUUAGAGAAUAAAACGUAUA